UGUCAUAUACAUUAAAGGGCAAGUGAUAAUGUGUUAUUUUGUGAAAGAAAAGUGAUUGAAAAGGGUGCGAUGGACUCCGAUCUGGAUAUCCAGAAUUUUCUCAAUUGUACCCGGGAGUUGAUGGGAAAGGAGCAAUGGGCUAGUCUUAAUGUUACACAACUGCUGGAUCUACUGCCAAGUCAGAUACUCGAGGAUAUUAAUCUUAGGGUAACACUUGGCAACUGCAUGGGCCUUGGAGAGAGACCAUUCAGCCUGCCCUGGUGGGUUCAGCUCGCCUGGUACAUAGUUUUUGCUGUGAUGCUUCUUCUCGCAAUUUUGGGGAACACUUUAGUUAUAUGGAUUGUUAUUGCUCACCGUCGCAUGCGGACUGUUACUAAUUGUUUCCUGGUCAACUUAGCUGUAGCUGAUCUCUUGAUGGCAACCCUGAACGGAGCUCCAAACUUCAUGUUCCUAGUCACUGCUAAUUGGCCUUUUGGAUCAACGACGUGCACUGCCAGUAAUUUUACGGCCAAUCUCACAGUUUCUGCGGGAGUAUUUACUCUUGUAGCCAUCACAGUGGACAGGUAUGUGGCCAUAGUAAAGCCGUUGCAUCAUCGGUUGAGCCGGAAGGUUGCUCGUGCGGCCCUCGUGACUGUUUGGUGUCUAAGCGCAUUACUGGCACUUCCGAAUUUACUGUAUUCUGAUACAUACAAAAAACAGUACAUAAAUGGUGAAAGAGAAAUAUGUUUUAUAAGAUGGCCCGAUGGGAGCUACCCAACUUCUAAAAUAGAUUAUUGCUACAACCUUAUAUUCCUAGCCGUGACGUAUGUAGUUCCGAUGGCAGUGAUGGUAUGGGCGUAUGCACGUAUGAGUGCAGCUUUACGAGGAAGAGCAAUUGGUGAAUGUACUCACCAUCAGAUGCAAGUUGUCAGAGCAAAACGGAAGGUUGUCAGGAUGUUUGUCCUAGUGGUGAUGGUGUUUGCAUUAUGUUGGCUUCCUUAUCAUGCAUUCUUCGUGCUGGCGUACCAUCACCACUCUUUGACUUCAGGAGCUUUCGCCCAGCAUAUGUACCUCGCUUUCUAUUGGUUGGCCAUGGCGAAUUCAAUGUUCAACCCACUUAUAUAUUACUGGAUGAGUAACAAAUUCCGGAUAUACUUUCGCGUCGUGUUAUGUUGUUGUGGUAAUACAAAAAGCACGACGCCCAACGAUAUGAAGAAGCUCGAAGGAAAUAAAUCAUUUUCUGAUCAUUCGAAUGCUACCGAACUACUUACGAAUGGAAAUGCUCUGAGGGUGAAUCCGAGGGGAGAGAGGGACAAUGAAACUCAUUUUCACGUGUGCGACGAUAAAUUAUAA
Achroia grisella is the source of this 1332-nucleotide messenger RNA. It is a transcript of the gene NGR-A33, whose product is annotated as tachykinin-like peptides receptor 86C. The record is from RefSeq and is a predicted model, not a curated record. The coding region runs from base 70 to 1332 and encodes 420 amino acids. The transcript has 9 exons. Gene Ontology annotation, molecular function: tachykinin receptor activity. Lineage: Eukaryota; Metazoa; Arthropoda; Insecta; Lepidoptera; Pyralidae. Gene Ontology annotation, biological process: G protein-coupled receptor signaling pathway. Gene Ontology annotation, cellular component: plasma membrane.